Messenger RNA from Closterium sp. Naga37s-1, 5193 nucleotides. Lineage: Eukaryota; Viridiplantae; Streptophyta; Zygnematophyceae; Desmidiales; Closteriaceae. The record is from the annotation of a GenBank genome assembly.
AUGGAGUCUUUAGACCCUGGCGGGCCCUCCGCGCCCCUCGUCGCGGACGGCGCAGGGACAGCGCGCGCGAGGCCGAGCGGCGGAGUGGUGUUCACUCCGCUGUACGGCGCGCACGCCGACGAGCCGCUGUGCUACCACCUGCGGCUCGGCCGCCUGCACCUGCUGCUGGACUGCGGCUGGACCGACCUCCUCGACACGGACCUACUCGAGCCGCUGCGCGCCGUCGCGCCCGCGAUCCACGCCGUGCUGCUCUCGCACCCCGACAUGGAGCACGCGGGCGCGCUGCCGUACGCGUACGCGCAGCUGGGGCUGCGCGCGCCCGUGUACUGCACGGUGCCGGUGGCGCGGCUGGCGCAGCUGAUGCUGUACGACCAGUUCCUGGCGCGGCGCAGCGCCGGCGACUUCGACCUGUUCUCGCUGGACGACGUGGACGCCGCGUUUGACGGCGCCGUGCGCCUCAAGUUCGCGCAGCCGCACGCCGUGGGCGAGGAGCGCGACGGCGUGAGCGUGACGCCGCUGGCGGCGGGGCACCUGCUGGGCGGCACGAUAUGGCGGAUAUCCGUGGACACAGAGGACCUCGUGUACGCCGUGGGGUUCAACCACAGGGAGGAGCGCAUACUGGGGCGCGCGGUGCUGGACACGGCCGUGGUGCGCCCCGCCGUGCUGAUCGCGGACGCGGCCACGGCGCUGGUGGCGCCGGUGAAGCGCAAGGCGCGCGACGCGCAGCUGGCGGAGGCCAUGAGCAGCACGGUGGGCGAGGGCGGCAGCGUGCUCAUGCCCGUCGACACGGGGGGGCGCGUGCUGGAGCUGCUCGUGCACUUGGAGCAGCUGUGGGCGGCGCAGGGGUGGGAGGCGCCGGUGGUGGUGGCGACGGGGGAGAGCUACAGCAUGGUGGAGGGCGCCAAGGCCAUGCUCGAGUGGCUCAACCCCUCCACUGCGCGCCACUUCGACGCCCAACGCACCUCGCCCUUCAACUUCAAGUACAUCCGGCUGUGCCACAGUGUGGAGGAGGUGGAGGAGGUGCCGGGGCCCAAGGUGGUGCUGGCGUCACUCGCCAGUCUCGAGGCCGGCUUUGCUCGGGCGCUCUUUGUGCGCUGGGCGCCCGACCUGCGCAACACCCUGCUCUUCACCUCGCGCGCCCCGCCCGGCUCCCUGGCGCACACGCUGCAGACCAACGACGUGCGGUUCCCAGUGGUGAGUGUGAGCAUGAGUGAGCGCGUGCCGCUGGAGGGCGAGGAGCUGAGGGCGUACGAGGAGCAGCAGCGCCAGCAGCAGCAGGCCGCCAUGGACGCCGCUAGAGGGGGCGAGGGGGACGACGGGCAGGGGGAGGGCGAGGAGGGGGAAGGGGAGGGGGAGGGCGAGGGAGGGGAGAAUGGGGAGGCGAAGGAGGAGGCGGAUGGGGAGGUGCUGGAUGGGGAUGACGCAGAGCCAGCCUCCGUGGCCGUGCGACCCCCCUCGGACGUCUUCUGUGAGGGCUUCUCCCCGCUGCCCCUCGCACCCUUCCCCCGCGCUCUCCCCCGCCACGCGGCCCCGCGCCCACAGCACCGCGAGGGGUGGGUGGCGGGGCCGGUGUUCCCGUGGAGUGAGGGCGCGGGGGGCGGGGGGCGGUGCGACGAGUAUGGCGAGGUGGUGGACGCCGAUGGGCUGGCUGCCGUGGUCGAACACAUGCGCGGCCCCAUGCGGCCAACGGUGAGUGCAAUGGAGGCGGCGGGGGUGGACAUGGCGGCGCUGGCGGAGGCGGAGGACGUGCUGGCGGGGCUGGAGAGGCCCAGCCGCGUGCGAGUGGAGCACGUCACGGUGCACGUCAACUGCGCCAUCCGCUCCAUCGACUAUGAGGGGCUUGCGGAUGGCCGCUCCCUGCGCACCAUGCUCGCCCACACCCACCCCCUCUCCCUCGUGGUGGUGCACGGCACGGAGGAGGGCACGGCCGCCAUGCAGCAGGCGGGCAUCUGCAGCGACUGCAUGGCGCCCCGUGCAGGCCAGAGCAUCGACCUCACUCCCCACCUCGCCACCUUCCGCGUGAAGCUGAGUGACGACCUGCUCAGGGGGCUGCAGUUCCACAAGCUACGGGACGACUACGAGGUGGCAUUCGUGGAGGGCCGCCUGCACCCCUCCUCCUGUGCGCCGCCCUCCGCCUCGCUCUCCCUGCUGCCGCGCAUCACAGGGCCCCCUCUGCCCGCGCCCUCUGGGUCAGGGGCAGGAGGCCAAGGGGCAGACGGGGAGGAGAAGGGGCAGGGGGAAGGUGGAGAGGGGAGAGGGGGAGUGGAUGUGGGAGGGGCGAGUGGGGGGGGGGCACGGGCGCUGAUGGAGCUGGUGCCGCUGGAGGGGGAUGGGGAGGAGGCCAAGCGGCGGGCGGUGAUGGUGGGUGAUGUGAAGCUCUCGGAAUUCAAAGUGCUGCUGCAAGCCCAGGGACUCCAGGCUGGGUUCGUGGAGUCGGCGCCUGUAGCAACAGCAGGAUGUGCUGUUCUCAAGUGUGGCGAUUCUCUCGCUCUAAGAAAGGUUCCAGACCACAGGCUUGUACUCGAAGGCUCGCUGUGUGACGACUACUACAGACACUCCCCAGUCGGCGCGCGCUCUCCGCUCUUCCCCCAUCUGCAUGCUCUCUCCGCUCUUCCCCCAUCUGCAUGUUUUCUCCGCUCUUCCCCCAUCUGCAUGCUCUCUCCGCUCUUCCCCCAUCUGCAUGCUCUCUCCGCUCUUCCCCCAUCUGCAUGCUCUCUCCGCUCUUCCCCCAUCUGCAUGCGCUCUCCGCUCUUCCCCCAUCUGCAUGCUCUCUCCGCUCUUCCCCCAUCUGCAUGCUCUCUCCGCUCUUCCCCCAUCUGCAUGCUCUCUCCGCUCUUCCCCCAUCUGCAUGCUCUCUCCGCUCUUCCCCCAUCUGCAUGCUCUCUCCGCUCUUCCCCCAUCUGCAUGCUCUCUCCGCUCUUCCCCCAUCUGCAUGCUCUCUCCGCUCUUCCCCCAUCUGGGCGCACUCUCUGCCUGCAGUGCCCUCUCGAACUCGGAGGCUCUUCCUUCUGCCAGCGGCUCGCUCAUCUCCGCACCCCGUGCUUUCUUCCUCCUUCUCCCCCCAUCGUGGCGUUCCCCCGACCCCAGGCGCCGUACCCGACGAACGCGCCGUGGCAGAACUUGGUGCUGGGGCAGGGCAGCAGCCCCGAGCUCGUGACGCCGUACAUCGUGCAGAGCGCGGAGGGGCGCAUCGCGUGGGGGCUGCCGGUGCGCGACGCGCAGCCGGGGUACAUCGUGCAGGCGUUCGUCACCGCGCUCAUGCUCUCCACGCUGCAGGGCCUCCCCCCCCACCAGCUCUCCGCCUACGACGACCUCUCCGCCACCCUCUCCUUCCGCCAGCCCUCCUCCGCGCCUUCCGAUCCCUCCGCGCUCGAGGUCCCCCUGGUGCGCGGGUCGCCCUUCCUGACGUUCAUAUUCCCCCCGGGCGGCCCCCCCGCGACGCCCAUGCUGACGACGAUCCACGCCAUCACGGGAGUGGAGGGCAGCAGCGACAGCACCAAGUACCGUGUCGCGCUCAACAACGGCCAGACGUGGCUGGUGUACCUGUCGUCGCCACUGGCGAUGCGGCAGGACGGGGCAGCGCUGGUGGCGGACGCGCCCUUCACGGGGACCAUGCGCGUGGCGCUGCUGCCCGGGACCUCCCCGCAGGACGAGGAGGCGGUGCUGGACGCGCACGUGCCCACGGUGCCGCUGGGGGGCAGCGCGCAGGUGGGCGAGUUCUCCAUCGAGUACACCUGGCGCACCCAGCACUGGCGUGAUCUGCCUGACGGUGACACCGAGGCGCCGCUGCUCAUGCUCUCGCUGCCAAUGCACCGGCGCAUGGAAGUGAGCGCGCACAGCCCCUCCCUUGCCUCCGCCCUCCGCCGUCGCCACAACGGUUCCCCUUCCCGCGUCAUGGGCGCCCUCCGCGGCCACCACAACCCCGCCUCUGCCCACCCCUCCAUUGCACGAGGCAGUGCACGGGGGUCGUCCGUGCGAGCUGCAUCGGUGCCAGAUGCAUCAGUGCUGGCCUACCCCACCAUCGACGGCCAGGCGGUGGGCAUGCAGGGGGCCGUGUGGCGCCUCAACGUGCCCAAUCGCCCGUCCACGUGGGAAGCGGGGCCCCUCACGUCCGACGCACAGCUGCUGGACGAGCUCAGGGCCAGCCUGAAGCAGGAUGUGGCAGCGCUGCCGCCCCUCUCCUCCACCUCCACCUACUCCUUCGGCAAGGCAGCUGCGCGUGCCGCCCGCCUGGCACUCAUUGCGAAACAGGUGGAGGACGAUGACAGCCUGGCCGCCGUGCUGCCGCCCCUGCGAACCGCGCUCUCCGCGUGGCUGGAUGGCACCUUCCCCGGUAACCGCCUGCUGUAUGACCCCACGUGGGGCGGCGUGGUGAGUGAGGCGGGGUCGCUUGACCAGGGGGCGGAAUUUGGGGCGGGCAUGUACAACGACCACCACUUCCACUACGGCUACUUCAUCUACGCCGCUGCCACCGUUGCCGAGUUUGAUUCUGCAUGGCGCGACCAGUACGGUGUGGCGCUCAAGGACCUCAUGGCGGACUACAUGUCGCCGGAGCGUACCGCGGCAUUCCCAAGGCUGCGGCACUUCGAUGCGUACGCGCUGCACUCGUGGGCCAGCGGGCUGUUUGAAUUCGGCGACGGGCGCAACCAGGAGAGCUUUAGCGAGGCGGUCAAUGCAUACUACGCGGGGGCGCUGCUGGCAUCCGUGUUGGGCGACCAGCCGCUCGCCACGCUGGGCGCCACACUCGCAGCCGUGGAGGCCCUCGCCGAGCAGACGCUCAUGCACGUGCCGCUCGCCUCCUCCAACCCGGACCCCUCCCUCACACCCGGCUACGAGGCGGUGUUUGCAGACGCCAACCGUGUGGUGGGCGUGCUGUGGUCCACCAAGCGUGACGCGGCGCUGUGGUUCGCCCCGCCGGCGGACAUGGAGAAGCGCGUGGGCAUCCAGGUGCUGCCCGUCUCGCCCUACCUCAAGCACCUCUUCCCCGACCCUGAGUUUGCUAAGCAGCUCGUGGAGUGGGCACAACCCGUGCUGAGCGGCGCCGCCACGGACGAGUGGCGUGGCUUUGCGUGGGCGCUGCAGGCGCUGUACGACCCGCAGGGGGCCAGGGCGAACAUUGCUGCUCUAGGUGCUUUUGAUGAUGGCAACUCCAAGACCAACAUGCUCUGGUGGCUCGCUUCCAACAUGCCAUAG